Coregonus clupeaformis (lake whitefish) is the source of this 1724-nucleotide messenger RNA. RefSeq lists its product as uncharacterized. NCBI's taxonomy places the organism in Eukaryota, Metazoa, Chordata, Actinopteri, Salmoniformes, Salmonidae. The transcript is spliced from 7 exons. The record is from RefSeq and is a predicted model, not a curated record. Bases 179 to 1048 code for a protein of 289 amino acids.
ACUACAUGACUCAAUACGUCAGCUAGCUAGCUAGUAGCUAGUUGUUUUUUUUGCUUACAUACUGGCAUGGCAAAUUAGCUAGCCAGUUUAUGAUUUUUGGACAUUUAGUGCAAAGUGUUAUCUCUAGAUUUUAGUCUGUACAGUGUAGCGUGCUGUCGUCAGUAUUUUUAAAGCGGUAAUGCACCCCAUAGCCAGCCCGAAGCUGAUGACACUACAGGUGGCGGCUUCUAUCAGCACUGCCGGGGACUUCUCGCUGGGUUGCUCGGGUUACACUGGCGCACAGUUGGGCCGAGGCAGCUAUGGAGCUCUCGGCCGCAGUCAUCGUCCGGGGUUUAGUAUACCAAGAGGAAGGCUGGCCGGAGUCAAGCCGAGUCAUGUCCACACACCUAGGAGAAAAUGCCCUCUGAACGACUCCAGGGACGGGAAGGAUUCCAACUGGAAUGUGGAGGGGUCUACUUCCUCUUUCCUGGGCAGAGAGGUGUCUCCUUUGUCCCAACUUGACUCCUCAGAUAAUAACUACCCUGAGAAAGACCUCUGUGGGAGACACUUUCUGUUUGAUAAUAAAUGGAAGAAUGACAGCAGGAUGUAUCCCAAGUAUGAUUUCAGAGAUGAGCGUCCCCUGAAGCCCAGCGGCUCCAUCCCUCCCCUGCCCAGAGAAUACCAGACCCACCGGUCGGGCCAACUCCACCACUAUACCCUCCGCAAGAAGCUUUCCCACGCCCCUGCUCGCCCCUGUGCCUUUGGCUCUUAUGAGGCGUAUGACCUGAAGUCAUUUCCUGCCAUCCUGUUGCCAGCUGCAGCCUCGCUCAAUGGAAGAAACCCCUUCUCAACAGAAGGCUACAAGAACAGACCCGGAGUAAAUAACAGAACCUGCAGUCUAUUCACAAUAGGAGCUAAUCAGAAAUCCCAGUUAUACCCAGACCCAUUCAGUGGAGCCCCGUCAGCCUCAAUCAUCCAGAGACUGUCUGAGAUCGCUUCCCUGGAGGUAGAAACGGUCAGGCAGGAGAAGAUCAAGAAGAUUAAGAAGAGCAGGAGACAGGACUCCUGACACAACCUGCCUAUCAGCCAAUCAGAGAGCAGAACUCAGGGGUUAAAGGCCGUGACCCCAUACGCAGUGCCAAUGCCACCUGAACAAAAUAAAACAUUUUAGCGAAAUAUAAACGUUUCUCUUGUUUUGAAAAAAUCUAACUUUGUAAAAACUUGUUGGUGCUAUGUACUACCACGGUGUUAUUCAAUAUUUUGAUUUAUGUGGAAGUUUUAUCCAUCCUUAAAGUCCUUAGGAGUUAUCCAGAGGUCAUCAAUUCUGUGAUAAAAUGUACUCUUGUAUUUCUCUCUAACUGUAUUACAGAGGAAUAUUUGAAAUGAUGCUGUUACAAUGUUUGAAUUGUGUCUUUGUGACCAGAAGGAAGGCCUUGGCUGCUGGACCAAUACAAAAUGACAAUGUUCAGCUCACACUAACUGCUGACAUGACUGUAUCCUGUCAUCAUGGGAUUCAAUGUUUUAUCAUUGUUCCAUAAAAUGAACAAAUCCCAAAUAUGGACACUGUUGGAAUGAAAUAUAGGUUUGAAACAUUCCAGGCUGGAUUCAAUCCGUAUCGCAGAAGUAUCUGGGAAGAUCUGUGUUCAAAUGUAAUGUACUUUACGAUUGAGGCAAUGAUGGACUGUCGUUUCUCUUUGCUUAUUUGAGCUGUUCUUGCCAUAAUAUGGACCUGGUAUUUUACCAAA